UGUGUCUGAGAACAUGUGAAUGUUUUUCCAGAUUGACGGUUAGAUAUGCUGUAUCUCGUGGGGCUAGGGCUUGGUGACGCCAAAGACAUCACUUUCAAGGGACUGGAGGUGGUAAAACGAGCCAAAAGAGUGUAUCUUGAAGCAUACACGUCCAUACUAACAGUAGGCAAGGAUGCACUGGAGGAGUUUUAUGGCAGAGAGGUGAUCUUGGCUGAUAGAGAUAUGGUGGAGACAGAGGCAGAUGUAAUCCUUGAAGGCGCUCAGUCAGAUGACAUUGCCUUCCUGGUGGUAGGAGAUCCAUUUGGAGCAACGACUCAUACAGACCUAACACUGAGAGCCAGAGAGAAGGGCAUACAGUUCCGAGUUAUUCAUAAUGCCUCCAUCCUGAAUGCUGUGGGGUGCUGCGGACUACAGUUGUAUAACUACGGUGAGACGGUAUCCAUUGUGUUCUGGACCGAAAGCUGGAGACCAGACAGCUUCUAUCACAAAAUUGCCAGUAACAGGCGCCAGGGCUUGCACACACUCUGUCUCUUGGAUAUUAAAGUUAAAGAACAGAGUAUAGAAAAUUUAAUGAAACGUAAGAAAGUCUACGAGCCACCGAGGUUUAUGACUGUGAACCAGGCAGCUGAGCAGUUACUAGAAAUUGUAGAGAGAAAAACCAAGGAAGGCAUCACUGAUCUGGCCCUUGCUAAGGAUACCGUGUGUGUAGGACUAGCCAGGGUAGGAGCAGAAACACAGCAAAUUGUGGUACGGACUUUGCAUGGUAUGACCUCUGCUCACCUUGGAGGGCCGCUGCAUUCAUUGGUCAUUCCAGGUCACAUGCACCCGUUGGAAAUGGACAUGCUGAAGCAGUUUUGUGAUGAUGAGAGUUUGUUACCAGUGUUGUCAUCAGACGGUAGCUGAUGUCUGAACACUCAAGUCAUGCGACGGAAUCAUGCGACAGAACAAUGGUGACUCGUUUAAUACAGUUUGUAUGGAAAGCAGAUCUUGAUUUAACAGGACCAUAGUCUAACAUUGAUUACAAUAAAUGUCCCAAACAUUUUGCCUGAUUUUGAGAGUUCUCUUGAUCUAAUGAAAGUGUUUUGAGGUUUAUUUGGGAGGUAAGAUGAUAGAAGUUUCAGCACCAAAGGUAACAUUUAAUG
Liolophura sinensis is the source of this 1142-nucleotide messenger RNA. RefSeq names its product diphthine methyl ester synthase-like. Gene Ontology annotation, biological process: protein histidyl modification to diphthamide. The coding region runs from base 46 to 903 and encodes 285 amino acids. The record is from RefSeq and is a predicted model, not a curated record. The transcript is spliced from 8 exons. Gene Ontology annotation, molecular function: diphthine synthase activity. Lineage: Eukaryota; Metazoa; Mollusca; Polyplacophora; Chitonida; Chitonidae.